AUGGGUCAUCGUCCCCGCCGCGCUGCAUCAUCCGAUGCCUACACUCGGCCGUUCUUCUGGCUUCUGCUUCUCUGCGCCAUCCCCAUCGUCAUCAGUCAAGCCGAUAACCAAAACACGGACGCCUCCCCUGUGCCAUCGCAAGAUCCCCCAGCAGUACCGGCCAGUCCUCCGGUCAUCCCGUGCAAAGCCAAACGUCCGUUUCUAUGCUAUGUCUACCAGGCCCUCGACCAGCCCUUUCCCGACUGGCUUCAACAGACCGAACAGAAGUGUGAACGUUGCGACUCUGACAAAGUUUGCGCGCUCGGCUCCCCGAUCGGUGGCCAUGGUAACGGCCGCAGACUGACGGUUCAUCUAAACUGUGCUCCGCCAUUUUGUAACGAGGAAAACGAUAUGUCUGAGGGAACUGAUUGCAUCAAGGCCGUCAACUUCGAUGGGGACCAGCGAGCGGAUCUGCUGGAAUCGCACCAAGCCUGUUACUGCGAGCACUGGGACCCCGUUGCUACCACCCGAACAGUGGCCGCCGUCUUGGCUAUACUGUAUUGCUUCGGCCGUACCGUGGCGCUACCAUUCUUGCGUCCCUACGAGGGCAUAGAUGUGUCGCUUGAGUUGCAAACCGUUGAUGGAAACUGGCUCGAUGCUUUCGACGAACGGAUCACCGCCAAGCGCAAGUGGCGCAAACUCGGCAGGAAGAUCCGAUUUGCUGAAACGGGUCACGUGGCGCUGCACGCUUAUCCGGAGACUUUGCCGGCACGCGACGCCAUCCCGCCGAAAGACGCCACGGUGGCUGGCACACCUCAACAAGCCACCAAUUCGACGUCGGCGGAUACCAGUGCCGACAAGAACACGGUCUCUGGCGAGGUGAAGGCGGCCCUCAACGAUCCGGUCGCGGUCGCAAGGAGCAUCAUGCGCCGCUUAGCUAAUGCCAAGUCGAUUUGCCCAAGGCCGGAUGGCCGAAAAGAUACUCCAAAUUUUCUCAUCGAUGAGCUGCUGGUGAUGUUCAAGCACGCCAAGGAGAUCGUGGCAAAGCAGCGCGGUGUUGUCCACAUUAGUGGCCCCGUCUGGUUCGUCGGUGAUCUGAUGGGAGAUGUUUUCUACCUGUGCGGCAGCUACGAGGCGGAUCAGAAGGGGUUCCCGAUUAAAGGCUGCACCGGGGACAACCGAGAUGGUUUGAUCAAGGAGAUCGUCGAGUUUCUCCCGUGUCUCCCGCUUUACGCCAUCAUCGACGGCCGUAUUUUGGCGAUGCAUGGCGGGAUCAGCCCGGAGCUGAAGUCGGGAGACCUGCGCAGGGGAUUCGACCCAACUGGCGGCCGAUCCCAAGAACUCCGUCUCGCUUCUCUCACGAGUGAUCCGAACUUCUUGGUGAAAGAAUACGCGAACAAGAAGGGUCCGGGAUACGUGUAUGGCUUCGACGCCGUCAACGCGGCUCGUAAGGCGCUCGGCGUUGACUUCAUCAUCCGUGCCCAUCAGGCGACCAAUGUCGGCGUCCGGUUUUUCGGAGAAUGGCUGCUCUCCCUGUAUUCACAGGUGGAGCAACGAGACGCGGAUGAGCGGGAGCAGCCGCUGGGAGCCGUGCUGCAAUAUGAUGUCACCUCCAGUUUCACCGCCAUCCACUUCCUGAAACUCGGACGCAAGAUUGACACCGCCGGUGUCUUCAUGCAAGAAUUCGACUACCUUGCCUGUCGCGACAGGGCCUUCUCGGAAGCGGGCGUGAUGGCUGGCGCCGUCAGUCCCCCGAAGCCACAGCCUAAGCCCAGCCAAGAACUGCCGAGCGCCCCGGAAGAGGAGCCGGAAGAGUGCGAAAAUCCGCGUGCAUUCCUUUGCUAUGUCUACGAGGCCCUCGACCAGCCCUUUCCCGACUGGCUUCAACAGACCGAACAGAAGUGUGAACGUUGCGAAUCGCCGGAAGUUUGCAAGAUCGGCGCCGUGAUCGCUGGCCAUUUGGACGACGACCACGACCACAACCGACUGUCGGUGUAUGAUGAAUGUCAUCCGCCAUUUUGCAAAGAUGAACAGGACAUGUCAGAGGACACCAAGUGCAUCAAGGCCGUGAAUUUCGACGGGGAUAAGCGAGACGCAGGGGGCGUUGUGACGCUAUUGGCUGUUCUUGUGCCCGCCGGCUUCUUAUAUCACAAGAAGCGCUCAUCGAGGCUGGGGGCUCUCCCGCUGCCGGAGGUCCAAAAGGCCGAGAGCAUCGAACUGCGCGAUGAAGAUACGGAAGGGAAUUGGAUGGUUGACUUUGACAGAGUUAUUUCUGGAGACCCCGCUACGGUGCAGCCAGGCGUCCUCCACUUCGCCAAAGAAGGUCACAUCGCAUUGCAGACCAAGCAGAAGGAAACGCAAAAUACACCGUCGCCACUACAAGAAAUCAAGUGCCAGCAGCCUGAUGACCCCGUCGCCAUCGCCAAGAAUAUGAUCCAGGUGCUGGGCGGUGCUGAUCUGUAUUUGCAAGCGAAUAUUGGACAGAUUUUCUACCUCUUCGGUACAUUGGAACGUAUGCUGGAAGAGACUGGUGCAAAAUAUAUCGACGAAGACGAAGCCGAAGGAACGGCUGGUGACCGGCAGAUCGUAAUGAAGAAAGCCGUCGAUCUCUUCGUUGGCAGUAUGCCACUCUACGCUACCGUCGACGGCCGGCUUCUGGCGAUGAGCGGCGGGCUUUGCCCGGAACUGACGCCCAAGGACAUUCGUGAUGGCUUUGACCCGACGGACUACCGGAAGGCGCGCUUGCGCAGUGGAACCAGCUGCAGCGACCCGCAUUGGCUUACGGCCCGCUACGCACGCAAGCCGUGCCGGGACUUCAUCGGUUAUUUGUUUGGACAGGCCCCGAUUACCGAAAUUCUUGCCCAGCUGGGAAUGGAUUUCAUAAUCCGUGGCCGCCAGAUAGACAAUUCGUCGAGCAAAAUGGGCGCUGUGCUACAAUACGAUGGCGCUACGCGUCUCACGACGAUCCGCUUUAUUCACGGCCAUUAUUACAAAGAUCGUGACGAGUUCGUGAAUGCUUUUGAUUCAUCUGCUGCUGAUAAGGAUAUCUUUGCGACAUGCCCGAUAGGCGUCUCGUCAAAGAAUGCCGCCAAUAGUUCGGAAUGGCCCCCGGAGAAGAGCGAAUCGAACGAAUCGAAGCCGGAAGGCGUCCCCAAG
Mesorhabditis spiculigera is the source of this 3135-nucleotide messenger RNA. Lineage: Eukaryota; Metazoa; Nematoda; Chromadorea; Rhabditida; Rhabditidae. The record is from the annotation of a GenBank genome assembly.